Molecule: messenger RNA, 342 nt
Organism: Parnassius apollo (apollo)
Lineage: Eukaryota; Metazoa; Arthropoda; Insecta; Lepidoptera; Papilionidae
Source: the annotation of a GenBank genome assembly
AUGUUAGAGAAGCCUCAAAUACCUACCAAGCCACUUGUAUGCACUACUAAAGCAUUUAGUUCAAAUUUCCAUUAUAGACGAGGUCAUUGGGCUGAACAAAUUAAGUAUGAUAAGAAAAAUAACAUCCUCAUGAAGGAAAUACGCAUACAGAAAAAGCCAAAGCCUUGUGAAAUUGUUCCAAGACAUGGACCUGUAUACCCAGAACCUUUUUCAUUUGAAAAGAGGGAUGAAGAGGUGAAAAAACGCAGGGAAGAAAGAAUUAAAAGUCAGUUGGAGGAAGAAAGGGAAUUAGCGUCUCAGUAUAAGGCCCAGCUUUUACCACCUGCAGUGAAAAGUUUUUAA